UUCUUCUCCCACCCAACCCAACGACCGUCUUCUAUUCUAUUCCCCUCCUCUCCUCAUUUCGGCCGUCCUCCCUCCCCUUCUCUAAUCCGCUCCGCGACAGUGCACGCCUCCUCCCGCGGCGGCGCCCUAGGGUUAGCGUUCCGGCGACUCGCUCCCCUCCUGCCGGCGAUCGUGGGGGAGAUCCAUGUCGUGCGACCCGCCGCCGGUGGCCCCGCCCGGCGCGGCGGGGGUGGAUCCCCAGCCCGCGCCGGACGCCGAGCCGUCCGAGGUGAUGCACCGGACGAGAGCCGUCGACUUCCUCGGCCGCCGCACGCCCAUCGUCUACCAGAACGACAACGGCCCGUGCCCGCUACUCGCCAUCUGUAACGUGCUGCUGCUGAAGAAUGUGAUCAGCCUGAACCCGGACGCCGGCGAGGUGUCGCAGCAGAAGUUGCUCUCGCUCGUCGCCGAGCGCCUCAUCGACUCCAACAGCAGUGUGCAGGGCAAGGACGAGGAGUACGUUCGUAACCGGGAGCAGAACGUCGCGGACGCGAUCGACCUUCUGCCACGCCUCACGACCGGCAUCGACGUGAAUGUGAUGUUCAGGGAGAUAUAUGACUUUGAGUUCACCCGAGAACGUGCCAUAUUUGAUCUUCUGGAUAUUCCACUAUACCAUGGAUGGAUAAUGGAUCCUCAGGAUACUGAAACUGCUACUGCUAUUGGAUCGAAGUCCUACAAUGUUCUUGCUGCUGGGCUUGCUGAAUUUAAGUCAGGGAAACCAAUAGAAGAGAGUAAACAUGUGGAGGAAGAAACUGUUGAUUUUGCUAUUGCAACAGCUGCGGCAUUAAAGAUUCCUUCACCCAGUGUUUCUCGAGGGAGAUCAUUUGAUGAACAUACACUCUCAGACCCAGCUGAACUGCAAAAAAGGCGAGGUGACCGUGAGGAAGAAGAGGAACUGAUGAGAGUCCUUAAUCUAUCCAAAACUGAUACUGUAGAUGAUGUUGAUGGAUCUGUUUCCUUUGACACAUCGCAUAAUCAUCCAUCCUCCAACGUGGAGGAAACACCACAUAGUGAGAGCUUCCGAUCAGAGGCAACAGAGAGGGUGGGAGCAACAAAUAAAGAGGAACAUGGUAACCAUGCUGUGAGUGAUGAUGCUUCUAUGCUACAGGACUCAAAUGAUGUUGCUAAUGGCAGUCAAGUUGUGCCCGAAGCUUUGACAUCUAAAGAACCAGAGGGCAAUGGAAUAAAGAAGUUUCCAGAGGACCUUGAUAUAUCUGUUCAAUCCUCAGAAUCUGCUCCUGCUUGUUCGUCUCAUGAAUCUUUUAUUCCUAGUGACCAACUUGCUGCUUCUACUCUUGAUGAAUCUGGUAAAGAAACUUGCAGUGAACAUUCUGAUGUGCAAAUUCAUGGCCAGUCUACUGAUACUGAGGUCACUUGUGUCUCAUCAGUUGCAGCUUGUGAAGCUGCUCCAAGUCAUGCUACAACAGAGCUGGAUGGGAAAUGUGAGUCUUUAGAUAAUUCUGAGACCCUCUCUUUAAGCAUUCAGGAAAAUGAACCAAUUUACCAAGGAGAAGAGCACAUACUUGGCACCAGAAAUAUGGUAUCUGAAAAUCAAGAGCCAGUAUAUGAGGGUGAGCUGGUUCUCGCUGAGCAGGCUGACAAGAUUGGGGAAAGUAGUCAUUGCUUGGAAGACAAAACUGCUGAGCAUCAAUGGGUGCUUAUUGACAAUUUUUUGCGGAACACUGCUAACCAGCUAACUGUCUAUGGUCUCUUCUGUUUACAAGAGGGACUUAACGAGAGAGAGCUUUGCGUCUUCUUCCGUAAUAACCACUUCAACACAAUGUUCAAGUAUAAUGGAAGUCUAUAUCUCCUAGCAACCGAUCAGGGUUUUAUAAGCCAAACUGAUUUGGUAUGGCAAAAGUUGGAUGAGGUGAAUGGAGAUGGGGUUUUUCUGACUAGCAACUUCACGCCAUUCAAUGCUGAAAUUCCGAGAAAUGAUUCAUGGAAUGAACAGCAGGCUAUGACGAGCACUGCUGACUAUCUUGCUCAAUUUGAUAACUCAACUUUACCACAUUCAUCUGAAAACUCUGAUCUAGAGCUAGCUAUAGCGCUUCAACAGCAGGAGUUUGAGCGGCAACCUCAAAGAUACCAGCCUCCACCACCACCACAGCAGCAACAGCAAAAUCAGACGCAGCAACCACCGAAUCAAUCUGGCCGACCAGGACUUGUCGUUGGUCCAAGGAGGUCCAACGCCCCACCCCCACCAAGAAGUGAGUCGAAGAAAGAGAAGUGCAUUGUCAUGUAAAAAUAUCUGCAACAGAAGGAAAAGAAAAAAAGAGAUAAGACGCAUUAUACUGUAAAGAAUUAGUUUAUUUUGCCGAGGCAGUGUCUGUUUUUAGCCACUUCGAGCCAUUUCCCAUUCGACCUCGUUCGUUUUCUUUGUUUUCUGUUGUGCAUGUAAAUAACCUCAAUGAAUAAAGUGUAGAAACAGAUGCUGUCGAAAUGAUAGCCCCGUGCAAUGUGAUUGAUUCAUCGCCCA
Messenger RNA from Phragmites australis (common reed), 2518 nucleotides. RefSeq lists its product as uncharacterized. Gene Ontology annotation, cellular component: cell periphery; cytosol. NCBI's taxonomy places the organism in Eukaryota, Viridiplantae, Streptophyta, Magnoliopsida, Poales, Poaceae. Gene Ontology annotation, molecular function: K48-linked deubiquitinase activity; cysteine-type carboxypeptidase activity; cysteine-type deubiquitinase activity. The record is from RefSeq and is a predicted model, not a curated record. The transcript is spliced from 12 exons. Gene Ontology annotation, biological process: protein K48-linked deubiquitination. The coding region runs from base 185 to 2284 and encodes 699 amino acids.